Molecule: messenger RNA, 720 nt
Organism: Triticum aestivum (bread wheat)
Lineage: Eukaryota; Viridiplantae; Streptophyta; Magnoliopsida; Poales; Poaceae
Product: putative serpin-Z8
Exons: 2
Coding region: 104-712 (202 amino acids)
Molecular function (GO): serine-type endopeptidase inhibitor activity
Source: RefSeq, a predicted model, not a curated record
CGCUAUAUACUUCAAGGGCAAGUGGGAGGAUCCGUUCUACAAGGAGGCCACCGCCAACAAGCUGUUCCACCGGCCCGACGGCAGCACCGUCGACGUGCCCUUCAUGCAGAGCUGGAGUUCCCAGUUCAUCGCCGUGCACAAAGGGUUCAAGGUGCUCAAACUCCGGUACCAAAUGGCUCAAGGGCAAGGCCGACACGUCGAUCGUAUCAAGCGUACACAGUUUUCUAUGUGCAUCUUCCUCCCGGAUGCCUUCGACGGCUUGCCGAGCCUGGUCGACGCGAUAGCAUCCCGACCUGGCUUCCUGCACAAGCACCUACCGAAGAGGAAGCUCGAGGUUAGGGAGUUCCGGGUGCCCAAGUUCAAGCUGUCCUUCCACAGCAGCGAUGUCACCGUUUUGAAGAAGCUGGGGCUUCAGUUGCCGUUCAGCGAUCAAGCCGAUCUGUCUGACAUGGUGGAGCGUGAUGAAUCUGACUUGCCAUUGGUCCUGAGUGACGUCAUCCACAAGGCGGUCAUCGAGGUAAACGAAGAGGGCACCGUAGCUGCUGCCGUCUCCAGGAUGAAUAUGGAAAUAGGAAGUUCUAUCACGCGGCGGCCGCCUCCUCCUCCUGUGGAUUUUGUAGCCGACCACCCGUUUGCGUACUUCAUAGUGGAGGAGGCGACCGACGCAGUUGUCUUUGCCGGGUGUGUACUCGACCCGUCUAACGAGGAUUAGGUCGUCCG